Molecule: messenger RNA, 1041 nt
Organism: Schistosoma turkestanicum
Lineage: Eukaryota; Metazoa; Platyhelminthes; Trematoda; Strigeidida; Schistosomatidae
Source: the annotation of a GenBank genome assembly
AUGAUUCUAAUAUACACAAUGGGUAUGUUUGGUGGUGGACUCAUUGUUCACAUCUACCAUGUACAACAUGAAGAGAAUGCGUAUACUACAGCAUUGUUUGCAGCUGCCAAGUCACCGAAACUCAUCACAAACGACAAUGCAUACCAACAGUUGAUUCAUUCAAACGAUUCAAUACACGAACAUGCAUUACAACAUUUAGCUGAAGCAACAUUGGCCAAUGCAUUAGCUAAACAAGUACGUGUAUUCUGUUGGAUAUUAACAAUGCCCAAAAAUCAUCAAUCAAAAGCUGUACAUGUGAAAGCUACAUGGGCUGGUCGAUGUAAUAAGUAUUUAUUCAUCAGUAGUGAAACGAAUGACAGUCUUCCUUCCAUAGCUGUGAUCAAUUCGGAAGGUCGUAACUUAUUAUGGAAUAAAACAGCUGGGGCGAUAAAGUACAUUGCAAAACAUUUUGCCAAUGAUUAUGAUUAUUUCAUGAAAGCCGAUGAUGAUUCAUAUGUGAUUGUAGAGAAUUUACGCAAAAUUUUACAGAAACAAAAUCCUGAUAAACCAUUUAUUAUGGGUAGACGAUUCAAGCCAUUCGUUAAACAAGGAUAUAUGUCCGGUGGUGGAGGAUAUGUACUAUCUCGUGCUGGUCUAUUGAAUAUAGCUAAUGGUUUAGAAACUAAUCCAACAUGUCGAAGUAAAGAAAACGUAUUCGCUGAAGAUGUGAAACUUGGAUCAUGCGCGGAAGCUACAAACGUCACAGUAGUCGAUAGUCUCGAUGCAGAAGGACGUGAAUGCUUUCAUCCAUUCUCUCCAUUACAUAUGCUAACAGAUAAUUCAAAAACUUAUCCCGACUGGUUUCUGGAAUACAAUUACCACAGAAUCGACACAGGAUUCAAUUGUUGCAGUGAUUACGCUGUCUCAUUUCAUUACAUUGAACCAGAAGAAAUGUAUCUCUAUGAAUAUAUGCUCUAUCAUUUACAUCCUUACGGAAUACAUCGAGAUUAUAUGGAUUUAAUCAAUUAUUUACAACAGAAACGAAACUCCAUGAUACCAUAG